This is a messenger RNA of Astyanax mexicanus (Mexican tetra), 4662 nucleotides long. RefSeq names its product transient receptor potential cation channel subfamily C member 2b (gene trpc2b). The transcript has 13 exons. Gene Ontology annotation, cellular component: cation channel complex; membrane. Gene Ontology annotation, molecular function: store-operated calcium channel activity; inositol 1,4,5 trisphosphate binding. The coding region runs from base 200 to 3250 and encodes 1016 amino acids. Gene Ontology annotation, biological process: calcium ion transmembrane transport; regulation of cytosolic calcium ion concentration; manganese ion transport. Lineage: Eukaryota; Metazoa; Chordata; Actinopteri; Characiformes; Acestrorhamphidae. The record is from RefSeq and is a predicted model, not a curated record.
AUAGCAAACGCCUAGAAUCAUCCAGGAAUUGCACACCAACAUAUUCAUCAGGUGCAGCUACAGAGACUUACAAGAAUGUCUGCUUGUAUCGCAGGUUAGGUCUGAAGGCUCUAGAGCUGUCUGGUGGAUUUUACAAAUGUGGAAUUACUGAUUUACCUUUUUUUACUCUUUGAAAAGAUUGUUUCUAUUUCUUUUCACCAUGAUGGAAAAUCUGACGGCCGAUCAAUGGAGGGAGAUCGUGAACAAGAAGAUGCGUUUCCCUCCAGAGCUCAUCAGCGCCAUCCAGGAGGGGAACAUGGCCAUGAUCGGCGGGCUGCUAAAGACAGGCGAUGGCAUCAUCCGUCAGCUGGACGAUUCUGAGGACAGACAAUGGAGAGAGGCGCUAAACUUGUCCAUCAGACUGGGCAAUGAGGACACCAUGGUCACUCUGCUUCAGGGGGUGAAGUUUGAUUUUCGGCAGAUCCACGAGGCUCUCCUGGUGGCCGUAGAUACAAACCAGCCUCGCAUCGUGAAGCGCCUCCUCGACAGACUGGAUCAAGAAAAAGGGAACAAGAUGGAUGUGCGCUCGUUCUCCCAGGCCAUUUUUGACCACUCUAUUGAUGACUCUCAGUUUGCCCCUGGUGUGACCCCACUAACACUGGCCUGCCAGAAGGAUCUGUACGAUAUCGUAACCAUGCUGACGCAGAAAGGUCACGUCAUUCCGUGGCCACACAAAGUGUCCUGCGCUUGUCUUGAAUGCCGCAAUGGGCGCCAGUAUGACUUGCUCAAGUUCUCACUGUCACGCAUCAACACCUACCGUGGCCUUGCCUCUCGGGCCUACCUUUCCAUCACUACUGAGGACGCCAUGCUCAGCGCCUUCCAUCUCAGCCGUGACCUUCGCAAACUCUCCAAGAAGGAGCCUGAGUUCAAGCCUCAAUACCUUGCCCUCGAGGAGCUGUGUCAGGAGUUCGCUGUGGAGUUGCUGGGAAUGUGCCGGAAUCAGAGUGAGGUCUCCACCAUUCUGAACAACUGUGGGCUUGACGAUGAUGAUCACGAAGAGGAGCUGGCGUUCGAGGAAGGCAUACCGAACCUGGCCCGUUUGCGACUUGCUGUGAACUUCAAUCAGAAACAGUUUGUAGCCCACCCAAUCUGCCAGCAGGUGCUUUCCUCUAUUUGGUGUGGGAACUUGCCUGGUUGGAGGGGCAGCAGAACAGCUUGGAAACUCCUGGUGUCUGUGGGGAUCUUUGUCGCUAUGCCCUUCCUCUGCCUCACCUAUUGGAUUGCACCAAAGUCAAAGGCGGGGAAGAUUUUGAAGAUUCCAGUGAUCAAAUUCCUUGUACAUUCUGCCUCCUACUUGUGGUUUCUGAUCACUUUGCUGGGGGAGUCUAUCACAAUGGAAAUGUAUCGGGAAUCGUUUGCAUCCAGGGAGCAGAACAUGUUGCACAACUCUUUCCACAUGGUGUGGGUGGCUGGGUUCUUCUGGUUUGAGUGUAAGGAAGUGUGGAUCGAGGGGGUCCGGAACUACUUUCGGGAUUUGUGGAACUGUCUGGAUAUGAUGGUGCUUAGCAUGUAUCUGGCCUCCUUCUCCCUUCGAGUUGUCAUCAUGUUGAAAGGCCAUUUACUGUGUAACUCACCCGGAUAUGAAGAAGAGUGUGUCUACUUCACACAGACCUUGCGGCAGGACUGGCGUCAGGAGGACCCUCAGCUGAUAUCUGAAGUGCUUUUUGCUGUGACCAGCAUGCUGAGUUUUGCACGUCUGGCUUACAUCCUGCCUGCUCAAGAGUCUCUGGGAACCCUGCAGAUCUCUAUGGGAAAGAUGAUUGAUGACAUGAUAAGGUUCUUGUUCAUUCUGAUGAUCAUUGGUACUGCUUUUCUCUGUGGAAUCAACAAUAUCUACGUCCCGUACAUCAUCUCUCCCCAGCUUGGAAGGUUUAACGAGACCAUCUCGUUCCUCUUUUGGACAAUGUUUGGUGUCGUCAGCAAGGAUUACGUGGACAUGCCUGACUUUGUUGUGGCUGAGUUUGUUGGCAGAAUCUUGUAUGGUAUCUUCACACUUCUGAUAGUAAUUGUGCUGCUGAACAUGUUCAUUGCCAUGAUCACAAACUCCUUUCAAAAGAUUGAGGAUGAUGCGGAUGUGGAGUGGAAAUUUGCUCGUUCUAAACUCUAUCUGAGCUACUUCAGAGAGGGCCUCACUAUGCCUGUCCCCUUCAACAUCAUUCCCUCACCAAAGGCUUUGUUCUACCUUUUACGGGGAAUUUUCAGAAAAAUCUGCUGUUGUUGCAAUUUUAAUUCCACCCCAGACUACCCACCCAUCACCUCCAUGCCUCAGAAGGAUGAUGGAGAUCCAACUGAGAAAAUGACCUACAAACAGCAGGUCAUUUAUGCUCUGGUGCAGCGCUAUAUCGAGUCAGCAAGGAGGGAGUUUGAGGAAACUAAACGCAAAGAUAUUGGAAAUCGGGUGACGGAGCUGGGUAAAGUGGUUGGUCGUCUUCACGAUGAGAUGAAGAAAAUUCAUCGCACCCUGUUAGAUGCAGAAGAGGCCAAACUGGAUCCUUCAGAGAGAAGUACCUCCAACGUACUGGGCAUGUACAUCCACGGGGCUAAAAACAACUUCCGGGGCUUUAGCAGCACUGGACCAUCAGAGUCCAGACCAGCUCCUUUACUGGUCAACGUACACCAUCAAAAACCUGAUCUGGAACCGGAGAACGUGGAGCAGAACGACACAGUGGAGGAGGCUGUAGAAGAGGAAGAAGAAAGUAAAGGUGAUGAAGUGGAAGAAAAUAAUGAUGGUGAGGAUGAAGCAGUGACUGAGGAAGGAGGAGAAGCCACUGAGGACGUAGACGAAGAGGAGAAAGCCGACAGUGAAGAAGCUCAGGUCAGUGAAGAGGGGGCUUCCUCUGAAGACCAGGCACCAGACCAGAACCCUGCAGAUGGUGAAGAUGAAAGUGAAGAUCAGACUGUGGUAGAUAUAGAGAACAGUGAGUUGAGUGAGGAAGAGACAGAAAGCAGAGUUGAGGAAGAUGGAGAGGAUGAAGCACAGAUAAUGGAGGAAGGGAGAGCUAAUGAAGGGACAACUGAGGAGUUUAACACGACUGAAGUAAACAUGGUGGUGGAGAGAAGAACUGGGAUAGUAAGUUUUUUGGCAAGGCAAAUAGAGGAGAGAAGCAGUGGAGAAGAGGGUUCAGGUUUUCAGGGUAAGCAUGCCUCUUCUCCCACUGACAGCAGUGGAUCACAAGACACUGGCUUUGGCUCUCAAGAACUAGAUAUUUAGUUCUUAAUACUCAACAGUUCAUCUAGCUUAAUGUGAAAAUAUCUAUUCUGAAUGAGAAUAUUAAAAAUAUUAGAGUAUUUCCAUGUAUAGAGUGAAAAUAUCACUGCAAAAUAUGAUUUCAUUUGGGAUUAUUUUUGAGCAGUUGUACUAUUUUCCUGUAAAUUAACCUCAUAUUAAAUAGGCUGACAAAAAGAAAGCAAUUUUGGAAAGAUUUCUGAUAGUUAUAUCCAUACUUUUGACAGGGAGCUUAAACACACAUAAUAAAAAAAAUCACUAAUCACAAUUAAUUAAAGUUCAACUAAAUUUUAAUAUCAUGAGAGAUGUAUAUUAUUUAUGCAUUUGCAAUACCAGUCAAAAGUUUGAACGCAUCUUAAAUUCAGUGUUUUUAUAUUAUUUUAAAAGUUUCUGCAUUGUAAAUUAUUGCUGAAGUCAUUCAAACUAUGAAGAAAAACAUGGAAUUAAAAGUAGGCACCUCUUGCUGGGAUGGCAGCUGUCUAUAUCUAAUCCAUAUAAUGACAACUAAGUAAAGAAAUACCUUAAGAACCCUUAAAUGCAGUUGUGAAGAACAUCAAAAAUGUUAUGAUGAAACUAGCUCUCAUCAGGACCGCCCCAGGAAAGGAAGACCAAGAGUUACCUCUGUUGCACUGGAUAAGUUAAUCAGUUACCACAAACCGCAAGUUAACAGCACCCCUGAUAAGAGCCACUUAAAUGCUUGACAGAAUUUUUUGGUUUGUUUAACACCUUUAAUUUUACUACAUGAUUCCUUAUGUGAUCCUUCAUAGUUUGGAUGACUUUAGUAUUAAUUUACAAUGUAGAAAAAAAAAAUACAUUAAAUGAGAAGGUGUGUCCAAACCUUUGACUGGUACUGCAUGUUUUUCUGUUUUUCCCAGUCUUUUGUUGUCAUUUUCUGUUCCAUUUAUGUUAGUGUCUUAGUUUCUGUCUGUCCUUCUCACCGUUUUAUUCUGGUGUAUGAACGUUUCUCUAUAUUGGUUCAUUCACGCUAUAUUAAACAUACUGUCUCAUCAUUGCUUUUUAUGGUAAAACAUGUAUUUCCAUUUUCAUCUAUUUUCAGUUUUUAACAUGGUUUGAACCCUGUAGCUUAUUUGUACACUGUGUAAAUAAAUCUGGAUAAAUAGACUUAAUAGAAAUGCCAUAAAAUAAAUAACAGUAAACUUUUAGUUUAGAUCAACUUGAAUUUUCUUCUCUUGUAAAAUCAGUUUUUGAAAUAAUUUUUUUUUAUUGGACAAGUGUAGCAAAAUAAACAAUGUACUGUAACAGUAAUACUCAAUACACAUUUCCUGUUAACUAUAACCUAAUGAACAUCUAAUAUUAUAUUACCUGCUAUAUUACAUGCAUGUAGUAGAAAUGGGGUCAGUUGUGCAGUAUUUAUAUCAAUAAACAUCUAAAUGCUU